AUGGAGCGAGCCAUCUCCCCGUCGCCCAGCAGCAGCUUGGAUGUCGGCAAGCCAAGUGCAGCAAACCCGCAGCAGCAGCAACAGCAGCGCAGCCUCGUCGCCGAACGCAGAGCGUCGUACCGCCUCUUUCCCAUCGUCGAGCCAACGCCCCCCGCCAGUCCCGUCACUCUGCAAAGAGUCUCUCUUGGCAAAGCCGCCGGCAACCACCGACGCCGAUCCUCAUCAUUGGACCACCACCAUGUCGCCAAAGACCAGCCCAGUGCAGCAACCGGACACGCGACCUCGUGGGCCAGCGCGCUGCGAUUUCGGGAAAACAGCAGCAGCAAUAACAGUAGAAAGGGCAGCCUGCCCGACAUCCUACCCCUGCGCGCCGUGAAAGCGUCGAGUGGUGAUGUCUCCGCCAAGCUUCAGGCUUUGCCUCCUCGCCCCCAUACCGCCGUGGACCGUGCUCUAGAAGGAAGCGUUGGUGGCCGUUCCAAUAGCGUCACAGAGGCAUCGACGCUGGGAGAUUGUUCUGCUCCUACGGGGCUCGAGCAAGAUAGAGAAAACCACGCUGUCGCCGGCCGCGGUCUUGGUGUCAACUUUCCUCACACCCCUGCUCUUCAACCAGGGCGCCGCGUGCGAUCGAGACCAAACCUACGCAUUGCCGUCUCCGCGGAUCACGACCACGACGAGCAGCGCCCACCGCCCCCUCCAAAGUCUCCGCGGCACGCACGUGACGGGUCCGACGAGUCGCAACAACAACAUACUACUCCGGAAAGACAUCACGCGAUCAGCAACACUGCUCAUGUCCGAGACGAUUCCGACACUCCCAGCACCCCAUCCGUCGCCCAGAAACAGGCCCUCGUCUCCCUCAGUCCUACGCUCAAAGUCCGCGAGUUCACGGUUUCGCCGGUUGCUCGCGGACGAACUGUCCGGAAGGAAACCCCAACGAAGAUGCACGAGCUCUUGCCCAGUGACUUCUUGGAGGAUAAGCCAUUGCCACCGGUCAUUGGUGAUACAUUGCAGCCGCCAUCGAGCAAGUUCAAGGACCAGACAGCACGUCCAGUCACGAGUGAAGGGACAAACGAUGCGUCGACUGUUUGGCCCGGCGGUUCCAUACCUCCACCGCAACGACAACCGCCCUCCAGACCUACCGAGACCCGACCGGCGGAUCAAAACAGUAAUCGAUGGAGUCGCAUGAUGAAGUCAAGCGCAAAGAGCAAAAGCACCCAGGACCUUCACACCCGUUCGAUCAGUCCCGAAGUCCACCCACUCGCCUCGCAUCCGGUCAAGUCAGACUGGAGCGACCUGCCUUCGUUUGCAUCGCGCCCAGUCCAGCGGAGCACAACACCUGAGCCUCAGGCCACGCGAUCUGAUGACGCUGACAUCACCAGGACUGUGCCGUCAAGGAUACACCUCACAAGCCGGAACAAGUCGUCAGGUAGCGUGGAACAAGCAACGACGGACUACAUGCCACCCGAAUCACUUUCCAAAGCCGGCCUUGCGCUUGCCGUGGCGGGGGCGAAUGUCGCGGCUCUGCGAAACUCGAAUGCUUCUGCUGGAAGUUCUGGCGCCGACCACAGGAGUAGAUCGUCAGGUUCUGACAUUGGCACGCUCAGCAGACAUCCUUCCGAUGGCCUUUCUAGGAGACCAUCCAGUCCAGGUGCAACAGACCCGGUCGAGACAUUGAAGGAUCUGAGCGAGCAAGUGGAAGCACUGCACGCACGUUACACUGGCCUAAAGGCUGAGCGACAAAAAAUCUCGGCCUCCAUCAUUGCAAGUCUUAAAGACCAGAAAUUUGGACCAGAAUCUGCCAACCUCAUUCUUGACGAGCAGUUGUCCCUGGCAGCGGUCAGCUCCUCGAUUGACAUUUGCUUUGCCAAGUUGAAAUCGCUGGAAUGCAGGAAGGAAGACGCUAUUGCAGCACUGAUCGCCAGAACAACACAGGCACAGAAGAGCCCGACUGAAAACAUCUCGGCAAUGAUUGCGUCAAUGGCAUUGACUCGAAAAGCAUCGCUGGCGCCAUCCGACUCUGGAAGCCGAUUUGCUCCCACUGGACGCUCCACGCCUGAUCUAGUGGAUAGUUUUAGCUCUAAUCGCUUGACGCAACCCAGUACUCGAACUUUCUCCUACGGAAGCGAACCGGAAACUCUGGACUAUCGCAUGUCAUCGUUAUCACGCAAGCACUCGAAUGGAGGUGAAAGCAUUGUGUAUGCAGAGGGCGUGGAGCGACAAACACCAGCGACCAUACCUGAAGAUUCAGAGAGUCCCAGAUCGCAGCGCGUCUCAAGGAUCCACGAGACAGCCAGUGAUCUGAACCAGAGGACUUCUGAUGUAUCAGCAUUGAGCCCUGUGCUUGAAGGCCACCCGCGACGUUCACUGUCGGAAGCAGCUCUUCAUUCCGUUGACGAGAAGGAACGAGUAGAGCUUGUGCAAAGCUCAUCAUCUGCCACUCCUCGUGAUCCCUCACCCACGUCGGAGAGAUCGAUGUCACCGGAUGAGUUGCUCGAUGAGCGCCCCAAGAAGAUCCGCGUAAACGGCUCCAAGGCGGCGAAGAUUCUGGGGCUACUUGGAAACUCCGCAGACGGCAAGGACUCGCCGUUGAUCAGACUUCCAGAUGAGAAGAAGGCUCCUGUGAAGGUGUCGGAGGUUGAAGUUGAACUGUACGACUCCUCAAAGUUGGAAAGUCUUGACGACACCAACGCCUCUCUCCUCUCUGUCCGCACCAAAGACACUGAAGGCUCUAUAAUUACCACGGACACGCAGGCGUCGUCCGAGCCGCAGAACCUCGAAGACCAACUCAAGUCAUUCCCUCGACCAAAUCCCAACACACUCUCCACCCACUCGUCGGACAUGUCGGACGGACGACGCGACACGGGUGGCUCAUUCCUCACCAACGGUUCAUCGGCAGAAUCUUCCUGCGAGCCAGACGAAGCCGAGCCUCCACCUUUGAACACAACACGCCUAGGCAGAGGCGAGAAACUUUUAUCGACCAACAAGCCGAUGACCGACAUGAGGAAACGUGACCCUUCAGCACAUACCAUCCAGGUGUAUCUGGAGCAUGACGAACUUUUGGAUUACUACAACCGCAUGAGACGCUGA
Messenger RNA from Zasmidium cellare ATCC 36951, 3084 nucleotides. RefSeq lists its product as uncharacterized. The transcript has a single exon. The record is from RefSeq and is a predicted model, not a curated record. NCBI's taxonomy places the organism in Eukaryota, Fungi, Ascomycota, Dothideomycetes, Mycosphaerellales, Mycosphaerellaceae. The coding region runs from base 1 to 3084 and encodes 1027 amino acids.